This is a messenger RNA of Lindgomyces ingoldianus, 1620 nucleotides long. RefSeq names its product MFS multidrug transporter-like protein. Gene Ontology annotation, molecular function: transmembrane transporter activity. The record is from RefSeq and is a predicted model, not a curated record. Gene Ontology annotation, biological process: transmembrane transport. NCBI's taxonomy places the organism in Eukaryota, Fungi, Ascomycota, Dothideomycetes, Pleosporales, Lindgomycetaceae. Bases 1 to 1620 code for a protein of 539 amino acids. The transcript has 2 exons.
AUGUCGGACAAACGUAACACAGAUGAAAUAACGCCAGUAAGUCAAGUAGGCAUCAGAGUCAACGACGAGGAGGCUAAGGAGAAGUACGAAAACAAUGCCACCAAUGUCAGCUCAGAUAACAACGCAGACGACAAACCCUACUCAGUCUUCACUCACAACGAAAAGCGAAUCAUUGUUCUCUGUGCCGGCCUUUCACAAUUCUUCUCCCCAAUCUCUGGGCAAAUUUAUUUUCCAUCACUCAAUGCCAUCGCGGCUGACCUGCACGUCUCCAAUUCACUGGUCAACUUGACAAUCACAACGUAUCUGAUCAUGCAAGGUCUCGCACCCGCAUUCGUCGGUGGCUUUUCCGACAGUUCAGGACGAAGACCCACGUACUUCAUAUGUUUCAUCAUUUAUGCUGCGGCCAACAUUGGCCUCGGUGUUCAAAACAACUACACCGCACUAAUGGUCCUACGCUGUCUCCAGAGCGCUGGUGGCAGUGGCACAGUUGCACUUGCACAGGCAGUCGUCUCCGACAUCGUCACAUCGCAGGAGCGGGGUGCCUACGUUUCGUACAUGUCAAUCGCCUCGCAGGCUGGGCCAUCACUUGGCCCACUCAUCGGCGGUCUUCUUGGACAGUACCUUGGCUGGCAUUCAAUAUUCUGGUUUUUGCUUAUCUCCAUUAGUGUGGUAUUCGUGCCAGCCGCGCUAUUUCUAGCUGAAACGUGCAGAAACGUUGUUGAUGAUGGGUCUGUGCCACCGCCUAAAUGGAGGCGUUGUUACAUAAACUCAAAAGUAGAGAAGAGGAUCAUCGCAGAAGGCCGACGGAUUCCAUUCGACAAGCGGGACCAGCUCGCUCGAAAAAGAAAACUUCGGUUUCCUAAUCCCUUGGAUACGGUCAAGAUCGUAUUCACAAAAGAAGCUGGCUAUAUAUUAGUAUACAUCGGGAUGGUGUGUUGCGGGUACUAUGCCACCGUCGCUCUAAUUCCCUCCCAGUUCGGCACCGUCUACGGCUUCAAUCAGAUCCAAAUCGCGCUGUGCUAUCUGCCACUCGGCUGCGGGAGCUUACUCGCCGGCCUGAUCCGUGGUAGGAUCAUCGACUCAAGAUACAAAGCCCACGCCAAACGACUGAAUUUCCCACUGAAAUACAACCGCCAGGUUGAUCUGAGCAACUUCCCUAUCGAGCGCGCUCGGUUGGAAGUCGUUGUCCCAACCCUCGCCCUUGGUUCCGCGUGUUUCAUUGGGUUCGGGUGGAUGAUUCAAUACAAAGUCAAUCUGGCUGGUCCGUUGGUCUUCCUCUUUGUCAUUGGCUUUUGUGUUAGCGCGUCGAUAAACACUGUCUCGGUCUUGCUUGUAGAUAUCUAUCCUGGGAAAGCGGGGACAGCAACCGCGGCUAAUAAUCUCGUGCGCUGUUGGCUGGGAGCGGGCGCGACAAGUGGGGUGGAGCCAUUGAUUAAGAAAGUGGGCAUUGGGUGGACUACUACUUUCUUCGGCCUUCUUAUUUUUGUAUUCAGUCCGAUUCUUUGGUAUAUUAUGAAGAAUGGUCCGAAGUGGCGUCGUGCUACCAAGGAAAGGAAAGAACGACAAGAGGCUAAACGAGAGGCAAAAAUCCAUGGAGACAGUGGAGAUAGACAGCCAUGA